Molecule: messenger RNA, 3787 nt
Organism: Piliocolobus tephrosceles (Ugandan red Colobus)
Lineage: Eukaryota; Metazoa; Chordata; Mammalia; Primates; Cercopithecidae
Product: histone-lysine N-methyltransferase 2A-like
Exons: 5
Coding region: 345-1241 (298 amino acids)
Biological process (GO): positive regulation of DNA-templated transcription
Cellular component (GO): histone methyltransferase complex; nucleus
Molecular function (GO): protein binding; histone H3K4 methyltransferase activity
Source: RefSeq, a predicted model, not a curated record
UCGAUCUGCUGACCUCAUGAUCUGCCUGUCUCGGACUCCCAAAGUGCUGGGAUUACGGGCAUGAGCCACCGCACCCGGCAUUACAUCAAUUCUUUAAGCCUGUUUGCUCACCUGAAAAUGAAGCUAGUAAUUCCUGCCUUGUGUGGUCAUUAUGAGCAUUAAAUGAAAUAACACAUGUAUAUAGUAUUAGCAUAUAGCAUUUCUGUGUAAUACAGCACAUACAAAAUAGUCCAUAGUUUGGUGACAUGCUUUUUUACUUAACCGUCUAUCACGAACAUUUUCCAUAUUAAUAGAUCUGUAUCAGCAUCAUUUUAAUGGCUAGCUGAUGCUAAUUUCGAGGUAAUAUGUACUAUAAUUCACCCUGGAGUAGCCUCUGGCAGAGCGACUGUAGCAUAGGCAUUUCUGUAGGACUGUGCUGUUUCCUGUUGACUGCACUCCGCACUGCCCUAGUGCUUCUGAUUCUUCUAGGUGUUAACGGUUUGAGGAUGCUGGGGAUUCUCCAUGAUGCAGUUGUGUUUCUCAUUGAGCAGCUGUCUGGUGCCAAGCACUGUCGAAAUUACAAAUUCCGUUUCCACAAGCCAGAGGAGGCCAAUGAACCCCCCUUGAACCCUCAUGGCUCAGCCAGGGCUGAAGUCCACCUCAGGAAGUCAGCAUUUGACAUGUUUAACUUCCUGGCUUCGAAACAUCGUCAGCCUCCUGAAUACAACCCCAACGAUGAAGAAGAGGAGGAGGUACAGCUGAAGUCAGCUCGGAGGGCAACUAGCAUGGAUCUGCCAAUGCCCAUGCGUUUCCGGCACUUAAAAAAGACUUCUAAGGAGGCAGUUGGUGUCUACAGGUCUCCCAUCCAUGGCCGGGGUCUUUUCUGUAAGAGAAACAUUGAUGCAGGUGAGAUGGUAAUUGAGUAUGCCGGCAACGUCAUCCGCUCCAUCCAGACUGACAAGCGGGAAAAGUAUUACGACAGCAAGGGCAUUGGUUGCUAUAUGUUCCGAAUUGAUGACUCAGAGGUAGUGGAUGCCACCAUGCAUGGAAAUGCUGCACGCUUCAUCAAUCACUCGUGUGAGCCCAACUGCUAUUCUCGGGUCAUCAAUAUUGAUGGGCAGAAGCACAUCGUCAUCUUUGCCAUGCGUAAGAUCUACCGAGGAGAGGAACUCACUUAUGACUAUAAGUUCCCCAUUGAGGAUGCCAGCAACAAGCUGCCCUGCAACUGUGGCGCCAAGAAAUGCCGGAAGUUCCUAAACUGAAGCUGCUCUUCUCCCGCAGUGUUGGAGUGCAAGGACGUGGGGCCAUCCAAAGCAACGCGGAAGGCCUUUUCCAGCAGCUGGGAGCUCCCGGAUUGAGUGGGCACAGCUGAGGGGCCUCUGUGAUGGCUGAGCUCUCUUAUGUCCUAUACUCACAUGUGAUCAUAGUCCCGGAGAGAGAGUUGAGGUCUCGAAGAAAGAUCCAUGAUCGGCUUUCUCCUGGGGCCCCUCCAAUUGUUUACUGUUAGAAAGUGGGAAUGGGGUCCCUAGCAGACUUGCCUGGAAGGAGCCUGUUAUAGAGGGUUGGUUAUGUUGGGAGAUUGGGCCUGAAUAUCUCCACAGAAAUAAGUUGCCAUCCUCAAGUUGGCCCUUUCCCAAGCACUGUAAGUGAGUGGGUCAGGCAAGGCCCCAAAUGGAGGGUUGGUUGAAUUCCUGACAGUUUGCCAGCCAGGCCCCACCUACGGCGUCUGUCGAACAAACAGAGGUCUGGUGGUUUUCCCUACUAUCCUCCCACUUGAGAGUUCACUUCUGGUUGGGAGAUAGGAUUCCUAGCACCUCUGGUGUCAAAAGGCUGUCAUGGGGUUGUGCCAAUUAAUUACCAAACAUUGAGCCUGUAGGCUUUGAGUGGGAGUGUUGUCCCCAGGAGCCUUAUCUCAGCCAAUUACCUUUCUUGACAGUAGGAGCGGCUUCCCUCUCCCAUUCCCUCUCUUCACUCCCUUUUCUUCCUUUCCCCCGUCUUCAUCCCACUGCUUUCCCAUGCUUCUUUCUGGGUUGUAGGGGAGACUGCCUGCCUGCUCAAGGACACUCCCUGCUGGGCAUAGGAUGUGCCUGCAAAAAGUUCCCUGAGCCUGUAAGCACUCCAGGUGGGGAAGUGGACAGGAGCCAUUGGUCAUAACCAGACAGAAUUUGGAAAAGUUUUCAUAAAGCUCCACGGAGAGUUUUAAAGAAACAUAAGUAGCAUGAUUUUUUAGGAGAUGAAAAAAGAUGAUUUAAAUAGGAUUUAAAUCAUGCGACAACCAGAGUAUCACAGCCAGGAUGACCCCUGGGUCCCAUUCCUAAGACAUGGUUACUUUAUUUUCCCCUUGUUAAGACAUAGGAAGACUUAAUUUUUAAAUGGUCAGUGUCCAGUUGAAGGCAGAACACUAAUCAGAUUUCAAGGCCCACAACUUGGGGACUAGACCACCUUGUGUUGAGGGAACUCUGCCACCUGCGUGCAACCCAUGGCUACAGUAAAUUCAAUGACACUACUGCCCUGAUUACUCCUUAGGAUGUGGUCAAAACAGCAUCAAAUGUUUCUUCUCUUCCUUUCCCCAAGACAGUGUCCUGAACCUGUUAAAUUAAGUCAUUGGAUUUUACUCUGUUCUGUUUACAGUUGACUAUUUAAGGUUUUAUAAAUGUAAAUAUAUUUUGUAUAUUUUUCUAUGAGAAGCACUUCAUAGGGAGAAGCACUUAUGACAAGGCUAUUUUUUAAACCGCGGUAUUAUCCUAAUUUAAAAGAAGAUCGGUUUUUAAUAAUUUUUUAUUUUCAUAGGAUGAAGUUAGAGAAAAUAUUCAGCUGUACACACAAAGUCUGGUUUUUCCUGCCCAACUUCCCCCGGAAGGUGUACUUUUUGUUGUUUAAUGUGUAGCUUGUUUGUGCCCUGUUGACAUAAAUGUUUCCUGGGUUUGCUCUUCGACAAUAAAUGGAGAAGGAAGGUCACCCAACUCCAUUGGGCCACUCCCCUCCUUCCCCUAUUGAAGCUCCUCAAAAGGCUACAGUAAUAUCUUGAUACUACAGUUUCUCUUCUUCUUUCCCGCCUCUCUCCUUUCCGGCGCAACUUCCAGAGUGGUGAGAGACGGCAAUCUUUUACAUUUCCCUCAUCUUUCUUACUUCAGAGUUAGCAAACAACAAGUUGAAUGGCAACUUGACAUUUUCCAUCGCCAUCUGCCUCACAGGCCACUUUUCCCUUUCCCUCUGCCCACCAAGGCCUCGUAUCUGCAGAGAACCCAUUGAUCACCUUGUGCCCUCUUUUGGGGCAGCCCGUUGAAACUGAAGCACAGUCUGACCACUCACGAUAAAGCAGAUUUUUCUCUGCCUCUGCCACAAGGUUUCAGAGUAGUGUAGUCCAAGUAGAGGGUGGGGCACCCUUUUCUCGCCGCAAGAAGCCCAUUCCUAUGGAAGUCUAGCAAAGCAAUACGACUCAGCCCAGCACUCUCUGCCCCAGGACUCAUGGCUCUGCUGUGCCUUCCAUCCUGGGCUCCCUUCUCUCCCGUGACCUUAAGAACUUUGUCUGGUGGCUUUGCUGGAACAUUGUCACUGUUUUCACUGUCAUGCGGGGAGCCCAGCACUGUGGCCAGGAUGGCAGAGACUUCCUUGUCAUCAUGGAGAAGUGCCAGCAGGGGACUGGGGAAAGCACUCUACCCAGACCUCACCUCCCUUCCUCCUUUCGCCCAUGAACAAGAUGCAGUGGCCCUAGGGGUUCCACUAGUGUCUGCUUUCCUUUAUUAUUGCACUGUGUGAGGUUUUUUUGUAAAUCCUUGUAUUCCUAUUUUUUUUAAAGAAAAAAAAA